AUGAUCGAUCAACUCCUAGACCGUCGGCUCAGCACAUCGCUCUCCCACACCCCCAGACUCUCCAGGUCCACCCAACAUCCCCGGAUCGCCUACGACCACGCUAACCAGACACACACGGGCGCCUUGACCCCACCCCAUCCUAGACAACCGGCCCUCUUCCCACCCUACUCCGACUCUUGGGCCCGCCCAGCGUGUCGCGCAGGCGCGUGGGGGCGUGGCAGGGAGGCUCCAGCUCCGCCCCCCAGCCCGGCCUACGCGACUGGAGGAAGUUUUACCUCAGUCGCAGACUGCGCCCGGCUGGCAGCUGGCAGGGAGCGGAGUGACAGGAUGAGUGCCGGCUCGGACCCCGUGGUCAUCGUCUCUGCGGCGCGGACCGCCAUAGGUGAGCGUCCCGACCCAUCGGCCCCCGACCCUUCGCCCGGGCAGCUGCGCCGAGAACCGGGCUCGCGUGACGGGGAGGGGGGCGGCGGGUCAGCGGGCCGCGGACUCCGCGGACCUGUGCCUCGCGCCUCGCCCGUGGCCCCGCCCCUCGCGCUGCGAUUGGCUCCUUGCCGUAGAGCCACCGCUCUGCCGGGAUCACCUAUUGGCUGCCUGUGGGACGCGCUCUCUCUCGUGAUCCGUGAUUGGCUCGCUCUGCCAAGCACCAUCGGUCACGCCGUGGUGGUGGGGCCCGGGAGCCAGGGGUCUGAGCAGGGGUUCCGGGCAGGCCUUGGCAUUGUCCCCGAGGUCCCCAUCGCCUGUGCCCGCCCGGCGCUAGCCGUCUUUGCACGGAAAGCAUGUUGUGGGCAGAAUCCCACUCGACAAGCCAGUGUGGGUGCAGGAAUCCCCUACUCGGUUCCAGCAUGGAGCUGCCAGAUGAUCUGUGGCUCAGGCCUGAAAGCCGUGUGCCUUGCAGCCCAGUCCAUAGCCAUAGGUGACUCCAGCAUUGUGGUUGCAGGAGGCAUGGAGAACAUGAGCAAGGCCCCUCACUUGGCUCACCUGAGGGCAGGAGUCAAGAUGGGUGAGAUGUCGCUGGCUGACAGCAUCCUCUGUGAUGGCCUUACAGAUGCGUUUCACAACUAUCACAUGGGCAUCACAGCUGAAAAUGUAGCCAAAAAAUGGCAAGUGAGCAGAGAAGCCCAGGACAAGGUUGCAGUUCUGUCCCAGAACAGGGCGGAGCAUGCACAGAAAGCUGGCCACUUUGACAAGGAAAUUGUGCCAGUGUUGGUGUCUUCCAGGAAAGGUUCUACCGAAGUGAAAAUUGAUGAGUUUCCUCGCCAUGGGAGUAACAUGGAAGCCAUGGGCAAGCUGAAACCUUGCUUCCUUUCUGAUGGGACGGGAACAGUCACAUCUGCCAAUGCAACAGGGAUGAAUGACGGUGCCGCGGCUGUGGUUCUUAUGAAGAAGACAGAAGCCGAGAGUCGAAGGCUGAGACCUUUAGCAAGAAUAGUUUCCUGGUCACAAGCUGGCGUGGAGCCUUGCGUUAUGGGAGUAGGACCAAUUCCAGCCAUAAAGCAAGCUGUUGCAAAAGCAGGCUGGACCCUGGAAGAUGUUGAUGUGUUUGAAAUCAACGAAGCCUAUGCAGCUCUUUCUGUUGCAAUAGCUAAAGAACUUGGAUUAAACCCAGAGAAGGUCAACAUCGAUGGAGGAGCCAUCGCCUUGGGCCAUCCUCUGGGAGCAUCCGGCUGUAGGAUUCUAGUGACCUUGUUACACAGCCUUGAGAGAAUGGGCGGGACUCGUGGUGUGGCAGCCCUGUGCAUUGGGGGUGGGAUGGGGAUAGCAAUGUGUGUUCAGAGAGGUUGACCUGCCUGACAGCCACCACCCCUGAACACUUCUUGCUAAAUCAGUGAAACACUAUAGUAUGUGAAAUCAGAGGACCAAAGUGAGGACAGGAAGCCGGGUGGUCAGCUUGCUGUACUUUAAUGAGACACCCAAGGCUAAGACAUUGCGUCUGACACUGCUAUAAAUAAAGGGGAAAUCCAAUCAAUCAGCCA
Microtus ochrogaster (prairie vole) is the source of this 1973-nucleotide messenger RNA. Its product is annotated as acetyl-CoA acetyltransferase 2. The transcript is spliced from 9 exons. Gene Ontology annotation, molecular function: acyltransferase activity, transferring groups other than amino-acyl groups. Lineage: Eukaryota; Metazoa; Chordata; Mammalia; Rodentia; Cricetidae. Bases 1 to 1782 code for a protein of 593 amino acids. The record is from RefSeq and is a predicted model, not a curated record.